Molecule: messenger RNA, 2227 nt
Organism: Talpa occidentalis (Iberian mole)
Lineage: Eukaryota; Metazoa; Chordata; Mammalia; Eulipotyphla; Talpidae
Gene: MAPKAPK3
Product: MAPK activated protein kinase 3
Exons: 11
Coding region: 106-1260 (384 amino acids)
Biological process (GO): toll-like receptor signaling pathway; intracellular signal transduction; protein autophosphorylation
Cellular component (GO): nucleus; cytoplasm
Molecular function (GO): mitogen-activated protein kinase binding; ATP binding; calcium/calmodulin-dependent protein kinase activity
Source: RefSeq, a predicted model, not a curated record
AGACCGCCGCCCCUGCCCCUUGCCGGCGCCGCCGCCAGGUGUACUGCCACCAGGUGGCCCUGGACGCGCCAGGCUGGGGGCACCUCUGAGCGCCCCGUGGGGGCCAUGGAUGGAGAGACAGCGGAGGAACAGGGCGUCCCUGCGCCCCCGCCAGAUGCACCCUGCGGACCUGGCUUUCCCGGCGCUCCAGCUCUUGGGGGGCGGUGGGAGCCCAAGAAGUACGCAGUGACCGAUGACUACCAGUUGUCCAAGCAAGUGCUGGGUCUGGGUGUGAACGGCAAGGUGCUGGAGUGUUUCCACCUGCGCACCGGACAGAAGUGUGCUCUGAAGCUCCUAUAUGACAGUCCCAAGGCCCGGCAGGAGGUGGACCACCACUGGCAGGCCUCGGGUGGCCCCCACAUUGUGCGCAUCCUGGACGUCUAUGAGAACAUGCACCACGGCAAGCGCUGUCUCCUCAUCGUCAUGGAAUGCAUGGAAGGUGGUGAGUUGUUCAGCAGGAUUCAAGAGCGUGGUGACCAGGCUUUCACUGAGAGAGAAGCUGCAGAGAUCAUGCGGGAUAUUGGCACGGCUAUCCAGUUCUUGCACAGCCAGAACAUUGCCCACCGAGAUGUCAAGCCUGAAAACCUGCUGUACACAUCAAAGGAGAGAGAUGCAGUGCUGAAGCUCACUGACUUUGGUUUUGCCAAGGAGACUACCCAAAAUGCUCUACGGACUCCCUGCUAUACUCCCUAUUAUGUGGCCCCUGAGGUCCUAGGUCCAGAGAAGUAUGACAAGUCAUGUGACAUGUGGUCCCUGGGCGUCAUCAUGUACAUCCUCCUAUGUGGCUUCCCGCCCUUCUACUCCAACACCGGCCAGGCCAUCUCCCCAGGGAUGAAGAGGAGGAUCCGCCUGGGCCAGUAUGGCUUCCCCAAACCUGAGUGGUCAGAGGUCUCCGAAGAUGCCAAGCAGCUCAUUCGCCUCCUGCUGAAGACAGACCCCACAGAGAGGCUGACCAUCACACAGUUCAUGAACCAUCCCUGGAUCAACCAAUCCAUGGUGGUGCCGCAGACACCACUCCACACGGCCCGAGUGCUGCAAGAGGACAAAGACCAUUGGGAUGAAGUCAAGGAGGAGAUGACUAGUGCCCUGGCAACCAUGCGAGUAGAUUAUGACCAGGUGAAGAUCAAGGACCUGAAGACCUCCAACAACCGACUCCUCAACAAGCGGAGAAAGAAGCAGGCAGGCAGCUCCUUGACCUCACAGGGCUGCAACAACCAGUAGCUCGUGGGACUUUGGAGGAGCCUGCCUUCUCAGCCUGGGGGAGACUGGAAAGCACUGAGGCCCUGAGCCGGAGGGCACAGGGUCGUUUUUUAAACAAAAUGAUUAUUUUAUUGUGUGUUAAUUCAUCACUUUGAACUUCAGGAUGGGGGACCCUGACUCCAAGCCUCUUUUAGGGUCUUGGCCAAUGAGGCCAGAGUCUGGGGGCUAGGGGGCUACCUGUGGCAGUGACAGCACCUUUGGCUGGAGUAACAGCUGUGUCAGCACUGGGGCAUGGCCUCAGCUUUUUAGGCCACUGGGAACUGUGUCUGGGCUUCCUUCUACUAUGAAGACCACACCCCCACCCCCACCCCUGCAGAUGGGUAAGGCCUUGAGAAAGGUUUCUGGCCUUUGGUUGCCAUGGUGACCAGGGACGUUGCUAUCUAUGAAUGCUAAGUGAGUGAGUUAGGGAGGAAGAAGGGCAAUUGAGGAUUGCCUCUGUCUUCUUGGGGAGGCGUGUCUCCCUCACUUGGCUUGUACUUCUCAAGUCCUUCCUCUUCCUGAGGUCAUAAGGUCCAGUCUGCCUGCCUCCCUAGGUGGGCCUGUCUUGCUGCAACCCCAUCCCACAGGGCCCUUGAGCUUUCUCUCCACAGUUCUGGGCCCAGUCAUCUUGUUACUACCCCUUACCCAGAGUGCUCUCUCAUCUCAGCUGAGGGUGGAAGGUAUUUUUAACCCUUUUCUACUUUGGAAAUGUCACUGUGACAAAAGCCAGUACAGUUCUUCAGCCCCUACCUGCUUAUUGCAUCCCUGGCAGGAAAACCCUAACGGUUCAUCCUCUAACCUGGUUAUGGAAGGGGAUAUCUCUUAGUAUAUUUUUUGUGAAAGUAGAUGACUGGGGGCAGGGUUCAGAGGGCCCCCAUUAAUCAGGGGUCUCUUUCUAUACUCCAGGUCAGACCCGAGGUGGUGGAGGGCUGCUGAGAGGUGCUUAGAA